AUGCCUUCGGACACUCUCACAAUCGACAAUUUCGCAAAUUCCCUUUCAGCUUCCUCUCCGAUAGUCUCUGCAACAUCGACGGUUUUCCCACUGCCUGCAGACCAUCCUCCAAUGCACGAACAUUCUGGUGGGACCUGCCCCGUUACUGGAAAGACUCACGCAUACUGUCCACCUCAGAAAGGUGAUAUACGCUCUGUGUGCCCUGCAUUAAAUACGAUGGCCAAUCACGGAUUUAUCCCCCGUGACGGACGUAACCUCACCUUCUCUAUCCUCUUCCGCGGCCUAAAAGCCUGUUACGGUCUCUCUUCUACUCUCGCUACGGUUCUCGUCACUGGAGGUUUCCUCGCUAUCGGACGAUCCCCCAUCCGCAUUCCCUUCAUAUCCGACCUAUCCUUAUUUCGUGUUCAAAACCCUGACGGUAGCAUAAGCCCUAGCGGUGUAAUCGACCUGUAUCUCAUCGGACUACACGGUCGAGUCGAGCAUGACGCGAGCUUGGUUCACCGGAACACUCCGGAUGGUGAGAAGUAUGGUCCUAUCAAGAUUAAAGAGGAAUGGGUGCCAAAGCUAGUAGGCGAUAUUGAACCGAGGGUGGACGGGUAUUCUCCGGAGUAUAGUGAUACGGACAAUCUUGAUGUUACCCCAGACCAUAAACGAGAUCCCUCCGCUGUGUCAUCGUCAUCCGAAUCUUCCUCAUCUUCUUCAACCAAAACUUUCAUCAACUCGCCCGAAUACCUAUCCACCCUUGUCGAUGAGGCUGACGUAGGUCGCAUGCGCGCCCGUCGACAACAUGACAUCUUACCGAAACAACUCGAUGGGCUCCAUGCAGAGAUAGCUAGAGGGGAGAUGUCAAUCAUCCUAGGGGUGUGGAACUCACAAUAUCAGCCGAAACACAAAGGGAAGCGGAAUUCGAAUGGAAAUGGGGAAAAGCAGGGUAUACCUCUUCCCUGGCUAUUACAAUGGCUAUCGGAGGAACGCUUACCUGAGGUGCCGGUUUCAUCCUCAAACACGGAGGCGGAAACAGAGGUAUCAGAUGGUACCACGACUCCCUCGAAAUCACAAAAAACAACGAUGUGGCGACCGAACCACAAACAGACCCUGCGCGAUGUAGUAAGCAGGAGCCAGCGAAUACGGAAGGUAGCUGAGGCUGCCGAAAGUCAGGCGGCGAAGCUUUAA
This is a messenger RNA of Lentinula edodes (shiitake mushroom), 1173 nucleotides long. RefSeq names its product Chloroperoxidase. The transcript has 2 exons. Gene Ontology annotation, molecular function: peroxidase activity. The record is from RefSeq and is a predicted model, not a curated record. Lineage: Eukaryota; Fungi; Basidiomycota; Agaricomycetes; Agaricales; Omphalotaceae. The coding region runs from base 1 to 1173 and encodes 390 amino acids.